AUGAUCUGCAGGAAUUUUCUCAUUGACACCGGCUCCGAUAUCUCAAUUCUACCGCGUAUUUUCGGUAACAAAUCGGCCGGCCCGUCCUCAUAUCGUUUAUUUGCCGCAAACGGCACUCCCAUUAAGACUUUCGGCCAACAUCAGCUUAGCCUGAACAUUGUCCUCAGGCGAAAUUUCACGUGGCCAUUCAUAAUUGCCGAUGUAGAUAAGCCAAUCAUCGGCAUAGAUUUUUUAAAUUACUACGGUCUCAUUAUUGAUGUUAAAAAGCGCAAAAUUAUUGACGAAAAACCCCAACUGGUGGUUAAAUGCAAUUCCACUAUGACUCCAUAUGAACGUUUAUCCACCAUCAAUGUCGGGAAUAACAAUACGGCUGAUCUCAUUAGCGAAUUCAAGGCUCUGACGCUUCCACCGAUUUUUAGCAAUACGGAUUCAGUCCCAUCUCAUGACAUUACUCAUCAAAUCAUUACCACGGGUCAGCCUAUAUUUUCGGCAGCACGUCGUCUCAACCCGGAGCGACUUAAAAUUGCCAAAACAAAAUUCGAAGCCAUGCUCAAUGCUGACAUCUGCAGUCUAAGCAAAAGUGCAUGGGCAAGUCCAUUACACAUGGUUCCCAAAAAAGAUUCUGCGGUGACUAUCGGCGUCUCAAUGCCAUUACAGUACCAGAUCGCUAUCCCUUGCCUCAUAUCCAUGACUUUACACAAAAGUUUGCUGGAUGCAAAAUUUUCUCGAACAUCGAUUUGA
Anastrepha ludens (Mexican fruit fly) is the source of this 741-nucleotide messenger RNA. RefSeq lists its product as uncharacterized. Gene Ontology annotation, molecular function: aspartic-type endopeptidase activity. Lineage: Eukaryota; Metazoa; Arthropoda; Insecta; Diptera; Tephritidae. The transcript has a single exon. Gene Ontology annotation, biological process: proteolysis. The record is from RefSeq and is a predicted model, not a curated record. The coding region runs from base 1 to 741 and encodes 246 amino acids.